AUGGAUAAUUCUGAUCAUAUUCAUGUCGUUGGCCAGCACCAUCAACUUCAAGGAAUACAGUCGACUUCGCAGGCCUUUGACUCGGUGACGCCGCCUCACAGUCCCGAGCACCAUCAGCAGCAACUACAGGAGCUUCAAAUACUAUCAAAUCAUCAUGCUCAGGAGCACUUUCUUCAUCACUUCUUCCAUCACAAUCCCCAAUUAACAAUCAACACUCAUCAUGACGCUCACGGCAAUAUCUCUCACGAUAAUCAAUACAUGCUCGAAGCUGCAAAGAAUUUGGGAUUAUCGCUAUUGACGCCUCAAACACCAAUAUUCUUGUUGGCUGGUCCACCACCGCUCACGUCUCCUUCACCAACCACACCUCACAGCCAUCACCCCGGUCCAACUGGCAGUUCGUCAAGGAGGAAUUCGAGGCCUAAAAACCCAAAUCAGAAAACCCGUGUUCCUUGGACACCACAGGAAGAUGAAUGUUUGAUUGCUGGUGUUCAAAAACAUGGUGCUGGACGAUGGAGUGACAUAUUCAAGGAUUCAACAUCCAAUUUCGACAAAUCGAGAAAAGCUUCCGACCUGAGGGAUCGAUUCCGAGUAUUAUAUCCCACCGAAUACACCUCACUGUAUCCAAAUUCACAACCACGACGACUUGCACGAAAGGCAUAUACUCCAUUUCCAGCCUCGACUCCUGGUGAAGGCGUGAAACGUUUAACGAGAGAACGAGCACCAAAGAGACCAUUCACUGUGGAAGAAGACAUUGAGCUGCUCGAAGCUGUUGCGACUCAUGGAGCAGCAUGGACUCGCAUCGCAACAGCAACUGAAUUUUGUUUCGCCAAAGGUGGUCGACGAGCAGAACCACUUCGAUGGAGAUUCAGAAACCUGGCUCCAGAAUCCAAUCGCCUAAUCAUGUCUGGUGAAUUAACACCAGAAGGUCAAAAGGAAUUAUCAGCCAAACUACGAGCACGUGCUCAAGAACUACGUACACUGCUCGCAAACCAACAACCCAUCCCACCCUAUGUGCGCAAAGAAUCAAAAUCGGCUCGAGCAGCUCGUGUUGCCAAAGCAUAUGAACGUAUUGAACAUGCAGCAACCCACGAGGGUCUUUCUCCUACCUCUGUGAUUACUGGUGAAGAACUGGACAGUAUGGAUGAAGAGGAUAGGCAGCUUUUGUCACAGUACAUUACGGCAAAAGCCAAUGGACAACACUUCCCCAUGGGUGAUGAUGACGACAACGAAGAUUCACCAAUUGAAUACGAGGAACCCACGUAUGGUAGUCGAUACAUUGACAACGAACAAGCUGGUCCAUCGUCGUCGAACGAUGCUGGGUCUGGUGAAGGACACGAUGAUAAACAGUCCAUUAUUGCUGUUUUAAAUCCAGGACAAUAUCAACAUCCAGUUAUGAGUUAUCAGAUAGUUGAUGAAGGGAUUGCCAACAUGAUUGCAUGGAUGACAGGCAAUGGGAGCAGGCCUCACGAGUUCACACAACAAUAA
Molecule: messenger RNA, 1485 nt
Organism: Synchytrium microbalum
Lineage: Eukaryota; Fungi; Chytridiomycota; Chytridiomycetes; Synchytriales; Synchytriaceae
Exons: 5
Coding region: 1-1485 (494 amino acids)
Source: RefSeq, a predicted model, not a curated record